AUGGAGCGCCUGGGCGUAUCGUACAAGGCGUGCUGGCCGUCCCGCCUCACGGAUGCGGAGGCACCCAGAGAGGACGGCCAGGAAUUGAAGGUGGUGAUAGCUGGAGCGUCACGGGCAGCCUUCUGCCGAGCGCCCCUGGACACGGUGCAUAUUUGCGCGGGCACGUGCUUCAAGGCAGCCGUCUUCAUGCCCGGAGACAUGCAUCCCGUGCCGCUCUCCAUUCGGUACUGGCCUGGUCAGCUGGACUGUCCAUCGCAAUGCAUCCCCGACCGGCCCAGCCCGCUGGCAGGAAGCCACCGGGUGCCGAGGGUGCCGGCUGAGCUGCACGCCGUGCAGCUCCUGAGCCCUCUAGCCGCCGCAGCCAUCGCCAGCGAGUCCCGCCGCGCGUGCGUCAAGUGGGAGAGUCGAGGCGUAUCGUUGCCGACGCAAGACAUGUGCGUCAGCCAGCUCUCCAGCGCGAGCCAGGCGCUCAUCUACGACGCCAUCAAGCGGCGGCUGGUUCCGUUUGCCAAGGCGCACUAUCCGCAUCUGGCGGGCAAGCUCGAGAAGAACCCGUACCCCAAGCCAGGCAACCUCUUCAUCGUGCGCUACCGCGUCACCGAGCAGCGAGGCCUUCGGUUGCACUCGGACGACACCGCGCUCACCUUCAACUGCUGCCUCUCCGCGCCGAGCACCUUUGCGGGUGGCGGCACCUUCUUCACCACGGGCACCUCCAACCGCGAGUCGCUGCAGCUCGACGGCCUCGUCGUCCGCCCCGCCAGCGGCGUCGCCCUCGUGCACGACGGCCACCUCAUCCACGCCGGCAGCGACAUUCUGCUCGGCGAGCGGCUCAUCCUGGUCGGCUUCUACACCGAGGACGGGCCUCGCGACGUCCGGCGGCCGGUCAAGCCAAAGCCUCCCGCCGAGGGGAGGGCGGCGUGCCCACCUCGUCCGCGCCUGAGCGACUGCGCCCAGCAGGGCUCGCUCGAACACUCCGUCAUCUACUUCUCGUCCGCCAGGAGGGCGGCGGCGGGCGAAGUUGCGGCGGCCGGUGUGCACCAUGGCGCAUCCUGA
Molecule: messenger RNA, 1053 nt
Organism: Emiliania huxleyi CCMP1516
Lineage: Eukaryota; Haptophyta; Isochrysidales; Noelaerhabdaceae
Exons: 1
Coding region: 1-1053 (350 amino acids)
Source: RefSeq, a predicted model, not a curated record